Messenger RNA from Fibroporia radiculosa, 1503 nucleotides. RefSeq lists its product as uncharacterized. The record is from RefSeq and is a predicted model, not a curated record. Bases 1 to 1503 code for a protein of 500 amino acids. The transcript has 3 exons. Lineage: Eukaryota; Fungi; Basidiomycota; Agaricomycetes; Polyporales; Fibroporiaceae.
AUGGAUUGGGUGUCGAUGGAGGCGACUGAGCCAGAUAUUGAUGCAGAUGGCGGAGUGCCAUUAGACACAAAGGUCACUUCUUAUUCCGAGUCCCGACCUCCCAGUGCACCUAUCGAACGAAUACCUCAGGACGUUCUUUCUCUAAUUUUCAUCACGACGAGUGCAAGCAUAUGGAAUCUCCGGGAGCGAAAACUUUUCAGCCUCCGUGUUGCUUCCGUUUCCCGGUCAUGGCGAGAUUUGGCUCUUGAUAUCUCGUCCCUUUGGUCGACAAUAUACAUCUCGUUGAAUUUCCGACCGACCCCUGCGUCAAUCCAGUUGUUUCUUUAUCUCUCGCGCACACACAAGCUAGAUAUUGUCAUCGACUGGGCCAAUGCAGAUAUUGGGUCAAGAAAGGCCUCAGACUCCCGGUACAUUUUCUGCGCGAUGGAUGCAUUGAUUCCCCACAUCAGCAGAUGGAAGUCCAUGAGCAUUGCGUGGGACAUCUCGACAUGCAAAGGGCUAGAAGACACAUUCGUGCCUCUCUUUGUUGGAAACGCGAGCUCUUUGGAGCAUCUACAAGUGUUCUGUUUCGAUUACCUGUUCCAGCCACGCAGGCUCAAUUUCUUCCGCAAACAAUUCGCCGCUCCGCAUUUGUCUACCCUCGUUUUACGGGCCAUGCCUGGCGGAUUUAGCCUCAAUAGUAUUGCAGAAUGCUUCCCCGGACUCGAAGAAUUUAUCUGGGACCAAGGUGUCGGUUUCGAACAUAUCAAUCGCUGGGACGCCGCUGGUACAUUUUUAAAGUAUUUAAUGCCACUGGUCCGACUGCGCCUAUUCUGCAUUGUUAACCUGUAUAUCCACGAUCCCCGUCCGGAGCGAUACAUGUCUUCACAUCUCCAGACAUUGCUUCCCGCACUCGAGCGACUUGAAAUCAUCGGGUCGAAGUACGAAGCUGUUGAAGACAUUCUUGCGGCACUCACCGCACCCAAGCUGGCCGAGGUCCUCAUCUCCAACCCUGAACUCCCAUUCCGAAGUCCGUUCAACGGAUUCUGGCAGCAAUCGACUCGUUUUCCUGUGCUUCGCACACUGCGGUUGGCCGCUUCGUGCGACGCUCCGGACCCGGAAGAUAUUUGGGAAGCGUUCAGCGGUAUGCAUUGCGUCCAAAUGACUUCUUCGGAUUACGACGACCUAGUAAACCUUCUUCGUUCAUGGCAAGAAGACUGGCAUUUCCCCAAACUCACAUCCCUGGAGUUCUACUGUAGUCCUUCUCUCCCAAUUCCAGUCGCGAUGCUCCGUACGUUCGUAAGCACGCGCAGGGAGGUGCUUGCGGAACAUCCCAACGCCGGCCUAGGCACGAUCCUCUCAAUUAGGGUGUAUACUUCUGCAACAAUAGCAGACGACGACAUAAAAUUCUUUGUGGAUAACGUGCAAGACUUCAGGUGGACACCGGAGCUACCGCAGUGGGACCCGGGGUGCAGUGGAGUUCAAGGCGACUAUAUCGCUAUCCGAUGGGUAAACAGCGGGUAG